Molecule: messenger RNA, 405 nt
Organism: Alternaria arborescens
Lineage: Eukaryota; Fungi; Ascomycota; Dothideomycetes; Pleosporales; Pleosporaceae
Exons: 3
Coding region: 1-405 (134 amino acids)
Cellular component (GO): nucleosome
Molecular function (GO): DNA binding; protein heterodimerization activity; structural constituent of chromatin
Source: RefSeq, a predicted model, not a curated record
AUGACUGGCGGCAAAUCCGGAGGCAAGGCCAGCGGCUCCAAGUCCAGCGCUCAAUCCCGUUCAUCCAAGGCCGGUCUCGCUUUCCCCGUCGGUCGUGUCCACCGUCUUCUCCGCAAGGGCAACUACGCUCAGCGUGUCGGUGCCGGUGCCCCCGUCUACCUCGCUGCCGUCCUCGAGUACCUCGCUGCUGAGAUUCUCGAGUUGGCCGGUAACGCUGCCCGCGACAACAAGAAGACCCGUAUCAUUCCCCGUCAUCUCCAGCUCGCCAUCAGGAACGACGAGGAGUUGAACAAGCUUCUCGGACACGUCACCAUCGCCCAGGGUGGUGUCCUCCCCAACAUUCACCAGAACCUUCUGCCCAAGAAGACAGCCAAGCCUGGCAAGGGUCCUUCGCAGGAGCUCUAA